GUCCCCAAGCUGCUCCUGCCUCAUGGCACCAAUGGCGGUGGCCCUCAUCCUGGGUUGGUGGCUGGUGGCAGCGAGCAGGGCACAGCAACUGCCCGGACCCUCCCUGUCACUGCACCCCAGCCAGGGGGUGUCCCUGGGGGACACUGUCACCCUGUGCUGCCACCUACCCCAGCCAGCUGCCAGGGUCGAGCUGUACCAGGAAGAAAAGUUGAGAUCCAGCAAGGAAAUGGACCAGGAGCAUGACGUGGCUGAGUUCUCCUUGGCUGGAAUUAAGCAGGAAGAUGCAGUGGGAUAUCAGUGCCAGUACCAGGGGUUGGAGCCUGUAGGGACAUCGGAGAAGAGUGACCCCGUGGAGCUGUUGGUGACAGAUCACAGGUAUCCCCCACCUGGCAUUUCCCUGGGACCCAGAGAAUAUGUGGAGAUGGAGACCAACAUCACCAUCCAGUGCUGGAACCAGGAAUACGGGGGCACCAUCUUCCUGCACAAGGACGGGCACUCAGCCCCUAUCCAGCACCAGGAACCCGAUGGUGGGGGCACUGCCACCUUCAUCCUCUUUGGGGUGACCCCAGCUGACUCGGGCACAUAUAGGUGCUCCUACCACGUAGGGGGCUCCUACCUUCUGUCCUCACCCCUUGGGGAUAAUGUGACCCUGGAAGUGAUUCCUAGACCUGCACCCCCAGGUGUCAAUGGGGGACCCAGCAGGAACCUGGUGGCAGCAGUGGCGGGGGGCUGUGCUGCUGCCAUUGUCAUCAUCAUCGUCCUCACUGUCUCUUUCCUCCUUGUUGCUCAGAGAAGACGAAUGCAGAGAGAUGAGAGUCCUGGUGCCACCUCCAGAAGCCCUGAGGCCGUGCAGUUCCAGGUGUCCCCCGGUGACAGCGAGGGUCUGACCUACGCCCAGCUGCAAGCUGUGACCCCCAGCACCCACCCCCGUGGAACUUCUACCACCCCUGAACCCCCCAUUAUCUACGCCGAGGUGGGCACGCGGGGACCCCGCUGAUGCCCCCAGAUGUGUACGCAAACACGGGUGUGUUGUGCACACAUGGACUUCAAGGGUGCACAGUGCCAGUGUGCUCGGUGUGCUCACCAUCACGUGUGAAUUACAGCCAUGUAGCUGUGCGUGUGAACACGUGGAUGUGUAUUAAAUGGGUGUGCACCAUCCCAUGUGCACAACAGGUGUACAAACACACGUGUGGGACACGCUGAA
Gallus gallus (chicken) is the source of this 1204-nucleotide messenger RNA. It is a transcript of the gene CHIR4B9, whose product is annotated as immunoglobulin superfamily member 1-like. The transcript is spliced from 7 exons. Lineage: Eukaryota; Metazoa; Chordata; Aves; Galliformes; Phasianidae. The record is from RefSeq and is a predicted model, not a curated record. Bases 23 to 997 code for a protein of 324 amino acids.